AUGGCAAAGCACUGGCACAUGGUGUGUCUGUGGAGUUUCUGGCACCUCCAGACUCUCAAUGUUGCAGCUUUUAAUCUGGACACCCAGAGAGUGCUGCAGAAACGUGGAGAUCCUGGAAGCCUGUUUGGAUUCUCUGUUGCUUUCCACCAGCAGCUGACCCCGACCUCAAAGAACCUAUUGUUGGUUGGAGCUCCAAGAGCGAAACACGAGAAGGAAGUGAAUGUUACUGGAGUUGUUUACCAGUGUGAUCUAAAGAGCACGUCUGAGCGCUGCCAGCCCAUUCAGUUUCAUAACAAAGAUUUUCUUAAUAGUAAAAGCAUAAACAACCAGUGGAUGGGAGUGAGAGUGGCGAGUCAAGGUCCUGGUAAAAACAUAUUGACGUGUGCUCAUCGGUUCCAGCAGUGGAGCCCGAGCCCGGGUCCCAACACCGCCCGGCUGGUGACGGGCCAGUGUUACCUGCUGGGAGACGAGCUGCAGGUGGGGACGGAGGACAGGAAGUGGAGGAGGGUCGUCUGUGAUAACGAGCACCUGACCAGACGUCCAAAGGACCACGAGUGGUUCGCUUACUGCCAGCAGGGCCACGGAGCCGCGUUUGCAAAAGACAACACGUCUGUGAUCUUUGGAGCUCCGGGAGCGUAUCAGUGGAAAGGAGUCGUGCGACUGGACCCCUUGGACAACCAGGACAUCGACGCUCCUGAUUCUCGUGAGAUCGGCGACAUCGACCAGUUCAACCCAAAUCUCAUUCCUCUCCAAAGAAGCAGCUACCUGGGAUUCUCCAUCGACUCUGGCACGGCUCUGGUCCGACGGGGCGAGCUGACCGUAGUAUCCGGAGCGCCCCGAGGCGGUUUCAGCGGGAAGGUGUUGUUCCUGAGAGCCGACCCGGUGCUGAGCAGGAGUCUGUCUGUGGAGCUGGUCCUCUCCGGGCCGGGCCUGGCCUCCUCGUUUGGCUACGACGUGGCAGUGGUGGAUCUCAAUGGUGAUGGGUGGGAGGACCUCGCUGUCGGAGCCCCGCAGUUCUUUGUUAAAGACGGUUUGGUUGGAGGAGCCGUCUACAUUUAUAUCAACAACAAAGGAAGAGACUGGGACAAGAUCGUCCCGACGCGGCUCCUCGGACAUAAAGACUCCAUGUUCGGCCUCGCAGUGGAAAACAUAGGAGACGUCAAUCAGGACGGUUAUGGAGAUUUAGCUGUUGGAGCUCCGUACGACGGCUCUGGUCGAGUGUUUCUUUACUACGGAUCAUCAGAAGGAAUCCACUCGGAGCCGGUUCAGGUUCUUUCACCAGCAUCCAGAGAAGUUUCUCUGUUUGGAUAUUCUCUGUCUGGAAACCUGGACGUGGACAGCAACCAGUUCCCUGAUGUGGCUGUGGGCUCGCUGUCGGAUUCUGUCUUCGUUUACAGAGCGAGGCCGGUGGUCAGCGUCAGCAGCUCUCUGGAGGUGACGCCAGCUGAAAUAAACAUCAUGAAGCAACGAUGUGACACGCACACAUGUUAUUUUGCAGCUCGGGCAUGUUUCACUUACACAGCACACCGAGCAUCAUUCAACCCGACACUCACGCUCAACUACACUGUUGAGGCUGAUGCUGAGGGGAGAAAGGCGAGACUUCCUCCCAGAGUCGAUUUUAAAGGUUCGUCUCGAGGAAAACUGGAACUUCCUGGACAGAAGAGAGAAAUCUGUACCGACCUCCAACUCCGACUUCUGCGUGAUAUCAAGGACAAGCUGCGUAAUAUCUCCGUCUCCGUGGCCGUGUCUCUGUGGAGCUCCAGUUCAGAUCUGCCAAACAUCACUCCUGUCCUCAACGUCUUCCAGCCGAACAGGGCCGUCUCCGAGAUUGUCUUGAUAAACAAAGGCUGCGGCCCGGACAACAUUUGCCAAAGUAACCUGGAGUUACAGUACAAGUUCUGCUCCAGAAAAAUACUAAAUAAUCAAGAUGUGUUCAAAUCACUCAGCAGAGAGGACGGCGUCGCAGUGAUCACGCCGUCAGAAGAAGACGUCGCUCUGCAGAUCACCGUCACCAACAGAGACGGAGACGACGCCCACCAGAGUCACGCCGCCAUCCGCCUCCCGGACACGCUGCAGUACAACGCCGUGCUCCACGCCACACCAUCAGAAACAGCAGUGAGUUGUACAGCGAACAACAAAGGGACGCUGAUAAACUGUGAGCUGGGAAAUCCACUGCAGAGAGACGCUGAGGUUACUUUUUAUGUCUUACUCGCAACUUCUCGCAUCUCACUGAGUACAAAGGACGUCAACGUCACUGCGCAACUUGAAACGACGAGUGUGCAGACCAUUGAGCCAGUCGAGGUGUUAGCCAGAGUGGUUUUUGAGCUGGAGCUGCAAGUAUAUGGACUGGCCAGGCCUUCUCAGGUGUCGCUCAGUGAAAGCUUGAUAGGAGAAAGCGCCAUAACGUCACCAGAGGAGAUCGGAGCUCCGGUUCAAUAUGAAUUCAGGAUAACAAAUCUUGGCAGACCACUGAAAUCCUUCGCUAAUGCAUCACUGAACAUCUUCUGGCCGAAGGAGAACUCGGAUGGAAAAUGGCUUCUGUACUUGACUCAGAUCAGCAGUAAAGGUGUUCAGUCGGUGUCCUGCUCACCUGUGGACCAGGUGAAUCCUCUCAGACAUGUCAAGGGUUGGCAGAGGAAAAGACGUGAAGCUGAACAUGAAGCUCUCUCCACUGAUGGAUUUCUUUCAAAAAAAAGGAAAUACAAAACCUUGACCUGCUCUGACGGGCUGAGCUGUGUGGAGAUCUGCUGCCCCCUGCUGGCGCUGCAACGCUCUGCAGCCGUCAUCCUGCACGCUCACCUGUGGAACGCCACCUUCACUGAGGAUUACAGCUCUCUGAACUACCUGGACAUUGUUGUGGAUGCUACUCUCACUUUAACAAACUCUCCAGAGAAUAUUGGACUGAAACUGGAGAAGCCUGGGACAAAGGUAAAACUGACAGUGUUCCUGGAGAGAAAAGUGAUAUAUUUCACCAAAGUUGCCUGGUGGAUAAUCUUCCUCACCGUCAUCGCGUUGCUCCUGUUGCUGGCUGUUUUUGUUUACUUGUUGUGGAAGCGUGGAUGCAUCAACCGCCUCGCUCAGAACAAAAAGCUGUCAGGUGACGGAGAUCCGAACCUGGAGACGGAGACGGAUCACCUGAAAGGCUGAAGGAAACAUGAGGCUCUAAAACACAGGAAUCACCUUAAAGGCUGAAGGAAACACGAGGCACUAAAACACAGGAAUCACCUUAAAGGCUGAAGGAAACACGAGGCUCUAAAACACAGGAAUCACCUGAAAGGCUGAAGGAAACAUGAGGCUCUAAAACACAGGAAUCACCUUAAAGGCUGAAGGAAACACGAGGCUCUAAAACACAGGAAUCACCUUAAAGGCUGAAGGAAACACAAGGCUCUAAAACACAGGAAUCACCUUAAAGGCUGAAGGAAACACGAGGCUCUAAAACACAGGAAUCACCUUAAAGGCUGAAGGAAACACGAGGCUCUAAAACACAGGAAUCACCUUAAAGGCUGAAGGAAACACGAGGCUCUAAAACACAGGAAUCACCUUAAAGGCUGAAGGGAACACGAGGCUCUAAAACACAGGACGCCAUCUACAGCCGCUCAACAAAUAACUCAUUAAGAAGCUUUUCUUCUGUUUUAGAUGCAGGUUUUCUUUUUUGCUACUUUUGUAAAAUAAAAGAGAAAAAACACAUCAACAUACUUUUCUUCAGGAUAUUUUUUAAUGAAGCAGAAAAUAUCACUCAUUUGAUACCAAAAAACUGUUACAACAUGAAAAAAGUUGUGCUAUACUUUCAGCAUGAAGGAAUGUGUGAGUGGGUCGAACUAAAGAACAAUUUACCUGAAAUUCAAUGGAAAUAUUCAGCCACUGACUGCUAAUCUGAUCAUCAAUCUGACUAAUCAAUACUGUUCCUCUGAAAUACUGUUUCUAUUGAAAGUGUGA
Centropristis striata (black sea bass) is the source of this 3936-nucleotide messenger RNA. RefSeq names its product integrin alpha-6-like. Bases 1 to 3147 code for a protein of 1048 amino acids. The transcript has 25 exons. Gene Ontology annotation, molecular function: integrin binding. Gene Ontology annotation, cellular component: integrin complex; external side of plasma membrane. The record is from RefSeq and is a predicted model, not a curated record. NCBI's taxonomy places the organism in Eukaryota, Metazoa, Chordata, Actinopteri, Perciformes, Serranidae. Gene Ontology annotation, biological process: leukocyte migration; cell-matrix adhesion; cell-cell adhesion.